Propithecus coquereli (Coquerel's sifaka) is the source of this 1259-nucleotide messenger RNA. RefSeq names its product family with sequence similarity 221, member B (gene FAM221B). The coding region runs from base 42 to 1259 and encodes 405 amino acids. The record is from RefSeq and is a predicted model, not a curated record. NCBI's taxonomy places the organism in Eukaryota, Metazoa, Chordata, Mammalia, Primates, Indriidae. The transcript is spliced from 8 exons.
CCUGACCUAAGGACUUGUAACAACCAAGCCAAAGCCCAGAGAUGGAAGCAGACGAGGUCACAGAAGAGCCUCAUACCACCAUGGAUGCAGAGGAGCACCCCUCUUCAAAGGACCCUUCUGCUGAGGACUUACAGGAGGACCCUAUCUCUGAAACCUUCUUGGAGCCUUCCAUCUCUGAGACCCCUUUAGAGCCCCAUAUGUCUGAAUCACCUUUGGUGCCAUCUCCUUCCCAGACCCCAUUAGAGACCCACACCUCUGAAUCCCCCUUGACCUCUUUAGGACACUCCAUCUCUGAGAUCCCUUUGGAGACCCGUACCUCUGAGAGUCCAUUGGAUAGCCACAUCUCAGUGGUCCCAGAGAAACACCUUAGUCUUCAUCUCCCAUCAGUAGGCCCUGUCUCUGUGUCUUCCUCUGAUGCAUUGAGGGAAGACCUCUCCCCUGAGUCUUCUUCCAAUAAGGUCUCAUGGUCAAGGGGGUUCACCCAGGUCUCUGAAUCUGAAAGUCCUCCAAAGAACUCCCUUCCAGGCCCUUCAACCCAGAUCUACAUGGACACAUCUGCAAAGCAGAAGGAAGAGGCAAGAGAGGAUGAGGAGGGAGUGGAUGCCAGUGACAACACUGCUCACACAGCGCAUCCUGGACACCAGCUGGGUUACACAGUCUGCCCAGUGGUCCCUGCUAAGCAGGCAGAGCUGGUGGCAGUGACUAAGGCAAUGCACAGAAAGGACUUUGAUGCACAGGUGAAUCAUCUUUUCCAAUGGGAGAAGAAUGCUGCCCUGAAUGCCAUCCAGACAGGUCUCUACAUCGGCUGGCGCUGCCCUCAUUACCUAUGGGACUGUUUCCGGAUUGGGGACGAGUCCAGAUGCUUUUGUGGACACUUGCUGAAAGAGCACAAGAUCAUCUCAGACAUAUCCGUGCCCUGCAGCAUGAGCCAGUGCCGCUGCCUCAUGUUCUGCUUUAUCCCGUCACGCCCAGAGGAGGUGGGUGAGUUCUGGCUCAGGAGACGGGCCACCUUCGACCCCAAGGCCUGGAGGGCCCAAUGUUGCUGCAAACACAGCCAUGAAGAACAUGCAGCCACUGGGUCGCAUCCCUGCAGGCAUCGUGGUUGUUGCUGCAAAUAUUUUGAGUCUAAUUUCCUCUGUGUGGCCUGUGACCGGCGCUGGGAAGAACAUGAGACUUUCUUUGAGACAGAGGAGACCCGGCGGCGAGGAGGAAGGCCUCACAGGACAGAUACUGUCAACAACUGGCGCAGGCCUGUGUGA